AUGGAUCAAUCUGGACCAGUGACUGUAACACUUGACGAUUUAUCAAAGGGAAUUGAUUUUAACACUUUAGAGAAAGCAUUUGGACUCGAUUCAUUAGGCAUUAUAGUCGUUAAGGAUCUACCAGAAAAAUUUCUUGAAUUGAGGCUACGAGUAUUAAAAAGCGCUUCUAUAUUGGCGAGUUUGCCCAAAGAAGAAUUGUCGACUUUAGAAUCAGAAGAGUCCAUGUGGUUAUCGGGAUGGUCUUGUGGGAAAGAAACAUUAGGUAGUAAUGGCACCCCUGACUAUAACAAAGGAUCUUUUUAUAUGAACUGUGCCUUUCACAAGGAUCCUGAACUAGAAGGACCUAUUAAGAGUAUCUGUGAUGAAUUCAAAGACUUUAAGACGUAUACUACUUGGAACAUAUGGCCUUCAAAUGAAUUGGAAGGGUUAUCUACGUUCGAGAGAGACUGUAAAGAGCUAUGUAAUUUAAUUAUAGAUGUGGCUCAAACAGUUGCAUCGAAUUGUGAUAAAUAUAUAGCUAAAACCCAACCAAAUUACGAAGAGCACUUCUUGGAACGAAUUGUUAAGAACUCGACUUCAACCAAGGCAAGAUUAUUACAUUAUUACCCAUCCAAUGGAAAUUCAACCAGUGAUGACGAUUGGUGUGGUGAACAUUUAGAUCACUCGUGUAUUACGGGACUUACAUCUGCGUUAUUUCUCGAUGAAUCGAAGGGUUUAACUCAUGGUCUAAAUCGUUCUCCCGAUCCUGAAGCUGGUUUAUAUAUUCGUAACAGGCGUAAUGACGUUGUUAAGGUUAAUAUCCCCAGCGACUGUUUGGCUUUUCAAUCAGGCUCUGCUUUACAAGAAGUGUCUAAGGGUAGUUUGAAAGCAGUCCCACAUUAUGUAAAAGGUUCGCAACAAAAGAGUGUUGCUAGGAAUACAUUAGCAGUUUUUUGUCAACCUGAUUUGAACGAAAAGGUUAAUAGUAACGAAAACUUUGCUCAAUAUGCUGAAAGAAUUGUGUUAUCUAAUCAUUAG
Molecule: messenger RNA, 1017 nt
Organism: Debaryomyces hansenii CBS767
Lineage: Eukaryota; Fungi; Ascomycota; Pichiomycetes; Serinales; Debaryomycetaceae
Exons: 1
Coding region: 1-1017 (338 amino acids)
Source: RefSeq, a predicted model, not a curated record